Molecule: messenger RNA, 4822 nt
Organism: Ciona intestinalis (vase tunicate)
Lineage: Eukaryota; Metazoa; Chordata; Ascidiacea; Phlebobranchia; Cionidae
Source: RefSeq, a predicted model, not a curated record
UAUACAGGUGUUUGUUAGCAGUCGAUGUUCACUGUGUGUUUUUAUAUAUUUACUAACAUGUUCAGUCCGGAGUAUUACGACAAGCAAGCAGAUUACAUUGGUUCAUUACACGAAGCUCUAGACGUCGCGAUAAACAAUGGACAGGAGCUGCCUCUGGAUCCGAACGCUGCGUUAAAGAUUUGUGGCAGUUGUAAGAAACCACAGCUUUUUCUCGCUAAUACGAAUCAAGAGCCACACACCCCGACACGCCACCUAUCUUUCGACCAAUCAGAAGCGGGCGAUGAAGUCACUAAACCACGUCAGGGAGGCACCUACGUCACAGCUGUGAUGAACACUUUACUUACUACUAGAUCGCCGAAUUCAAAAUACUCGGAUUCGUGUUCUAGUUGUAUGAACGACGACGACGAAGAACUAAUGGACCUUAACAAGACCUUGCCCGCGUCUUUUUCACCAAACCAAAAUUUUAAACGUCGCCCCUCAAUGCGGGCCGAGAGGUCAAUGCUGUCGUCAUCAAGAGCCCGGAAAUACAGAGGCCCUGGGUUCCAGGUCUCGCCAACGCGCAUGCGUCCUCGGCUGCAUACUGCAGCGUCUACUUUGUCGCGUUCAGCGUUGAGUUCGUACAAAUAUUUAAUCAACGAUGAAGCAAAUCAACACGACUCUGUUUCAAGCAUAAAUGACAAUAAAGAUACCAGCAUGGACGACAUUCCUGGCCGAAAGAACGUCAAGAAAUCACACGAAAUGUAUUACAGUCUCUCCCCACUUCUUCUAGCGGGCUCACUAUCACCACCAAGCGAUAAAAUAUCGGGCCCUGAAACUCCUAAAGGGAUUCCAAUUGAAAGUAAAAUAACGGAAGUAAUUACCGAUGGAGAAAUGGUGGAUGAAAACGAACCGUUGAAACUUGAGCAUUUGGAAAGCCGUAAAAAGUCAUCAGACGAAAUAAGUUGCGUGAGUGACACCUCAACAGCGACGUCAAGUGGUGCUCAACUCGAAUAUUUCUCAGUUAUAUCGAAAACCAAGAAAGGGCUCUCCAAUAAAACAGCGCCGCGCCAACUUGAAAAACCUCAGCCCGUUGAUAAAGCAAUAUCCCAAGACUCUGUUUUCUCAAAUAACGCCGAUGGAGAGUCAACCAUGCCUCGUCCUAGCCAUCCAAAAAUUAUGGGAAUCAAAUCUAUGGCGAAAUCCGGUAAUACAUUCAACGUCUCCUCCGUUAGCGUUACCGCUCAGCGACCUCACUCCACGCCUAUAUGCGGUAACGUAACCCAUAACUUGAAACCUACAGAACUCACGGAUUCAAUGUACAGUCAAGCAGAACCUGGCCUGCUUUCGUUUUCAAACGUUUUUGAUAUCGGUGACGUAAACACUUAUGACGUCAACGCGUAUGACGUCACAGACGAAGUGGACACGGAAAUGGUUGAUUCGGAUGACUUCAUGAAAGAAGGAUAUUGUAACUGUAGCUUCUGCAACAAUAACGAGGAUAUGUUCGCCUCCACACAAGCAGAUAUACAUGGUGAUGUCAAACACGACCCAUCAUCGUUCCGGACACCAGGGCAUCAUCACUGCAAACGAUCGGAUCCUCAUCUUUAUGAUCCUCCGCUGCUGCGGGAGGACUUAUCUCCAACUCCAGAAGAGAAGAAGCAAAUAAAGAUCAGUCCUCAAUAUAAAGAAGUCCUCACUCUGUUUUGUCAGUGUAGCUUCACACAAGACGAGGGCCUCCAGGAAGACAUAGAGAAGCACAGCACCGGUGUCGCUUCGGUUCUCAAUCUUUGUGAAGUUCUGUUGCAUGACGCCGAUGCUUGCUCGACAGAUGGCGACAAAGAGUCGAUCACCGAGGCAACGAAAAGUCUUGAUCGCAGAUGGAGAAAUAUUUGCGCCUUGUCUAUGGAACGCAGGCUUCAGAUUGAAGACACUCAGCGUCUUUGGCAAAAAUUUCUCGCCGAUUUCGCUCGCUUCUCUGAUUGGUUAAAAUCUUGUGAAGAAACUGCUUCUCGUCCUUGCACUGACCACGUGACCUACGCGGUGGCGCGUGACGAACUCCGAUCAUUCGAGAAUUUCCAGCGGCAAGUUCAUGAAGGAUUGACUCAAUUAGAGUUGAUUAACAAGCAAUACAGAAGAUUGGCAAGGGAGAAUAGAACGGACACGAGCAACCAACUACGACUCAUGGUGUAUGAAGGCAACACACGAUGGGACGCUCUCUCUCGCCGAAUCUCGUGUGUUCUACGUCGACUCAAGCACGCCAUCGAACGGCGAGAAUUAUUUGAGACUUUGCGUGAAUCGUUGUUGGUUUGGCUCACAGAGAUGGAUUUACAACUCACAAACUUGGAACAUUUCAGUCCAAAAAUCGAGAAUGCAGAUAAACUGAAGCAAAUAAAAGUGUUCAAGAAACGCAUCGACGAUCGCAUUUCGUUGCUCAUUAAUUUGGAUGAAAGGGGAAAACUUUUGCUCCAAGGCGGGGAAGAACAAGACUGUGUGAAAUUAGAAGAAGAACUGAACGAUUUCCACGAGUAUUGUUUGCAAGUCUUCAUUAGGUUGGAUCGCUAUUACAGAAGAUUGCUGCGCGUAUCGGACGAUUCUGAAUACAAAAAUUCCCUCUACCACGACAUGGAGAUGCAGGAAUUAUCAUGGUGGGCUGGUGGAAGCAGUGAGGUUCUAGACUUACCUGGUGAUUCACCAUCACCUGAACUAACCAGCAGUAGAAAAUCGAAGAAGCAAAAUGGAAGACUUACCCCCGGAAGCAUGGGGUCAUUGGAAUGGGACGAUUAUGACAUGAGUAGAUCUGAGAUCGAAACCAAGAUUGCUAACGGUGAAAUGACAGAUGAUGAUUCAAUACCAGAAUUAUCCCCGUUUGAAACAAGAGAUACAACGAUACCGGUCAAACAAUCUCCAUUAUCAUCUGCCAAUACGUCACAACAGAUUGACAAGACGUCUAAAAGAAGCAACGCAGUCGACAUAAGAGACCUAGACACCGAUACUCGUCAUAAGAAACCAAGAACCAGCGAGAAAAUGUCGGAAACGCAACGUCAGCAACUUAAUAACGACCUUGAAGACGUUCUCUCAUGGCUCGUUAAUGUGAAGUGUGACGUCACAGAAAAUGGGGAUUACGUCACCAUUCGCGACUUGGAACAAAAAUUAUCUGAUCUAAAAGAUCUCCAGAAGCAAAUCGAGGUUCGCAAACCAAUCGUUCUCUCCAUUAACUUGGUGACGUCACCAUACUCAACAUCCGAGGAAGACGGAGACGAGUUGAAGACGAAACUGCGUCGUAUGAACAAAGGAUGGGAGGACGUGGAGAAGUCUGUGCUUGAUUGGAAACGAUCUCUUCAACGAUGUUUCGUCCGAUCUAAGGCAUUCCGAAGCGAUGUGCAGAAAAUACAAGAGCGAGUGAAAGAUUUAAGUCGGAGAAGAGACGACUUGGUUGCAGUGGUGAAAACAUGGGAGUCUCCGUUAUCUGCACCAUUUUCCACACUUCGUAAAACUCAUCGAGACUUGGUGCAAAUCCGCAUUGAAAUACUUGAAGACAGAGCGCAGGUCGCAUCGCUACAGGAUGUUUCCAAUUUGCUCUUCGUCGACGCUCGUUACCGUGCCACUUCCUCACCACCGGUAGACGGCGCUGCUGAGGCCUGCGAUAAAUUAAACGAUCUUGGUGCAAGCUUGAGGUCGUUGCUUGAUCGUGUGGCAGAUGACAUCCAAGUUGCUGAAACAGCCCUGCAGCGUGAGCGACACCGAGCGAGAGAUGAAGUUAGUUCAACUUCUGACGUAGAUUCAAUUGCAAGUGAAACAUCGUUACAUUCCUCAACACCCAUUAAGCUUAAAAUGCUUAGAAGAAAGGUGGAAACCAACGAAGCGGAAAGCUCGGAAAAGGAAAAUUCUAAAGACAACGCUGCAGUUACUGAUCAAGCGUCGAAUACUGACGUCACCAUGCCAUUACCACUAGCAACGAAAUACAGGACAGUGACUGAAUAUACCGAACCAGACAUCCACGUACUGUGCAAGCAUACCUCCAUCAAAAGUUCAACCGGGAACAUUUUCUUGACAACUACAAACGAAACCGUUGAUAGUGACGUCGAAUCUGGAUACGUAGAAUAUGACGUAGAAUGUGAACUCCAAGUUGUUCGGAACGCCGUCAAUACAGCUUUCCAAACAACAACCGUAGAUGCCGCAUGCGUAGGCAUAAUUCCAACCAAAAAUGGACAAUCCUUUAAACCCCAUAGUGGAUUUGUCGCCAAACAAGAUAUUAAAGCCAAGUCCGAUUUAUUUUCGCGUGGCAUCAAAGCGUCAAUACCAUUUUUUCUUUUCUUUUUGUUUCUAUAUUUUAUACUGUGGCUAAUUUCAGCAUCUUGUAUUUCCGACGACCGGACGAUUUGUUUGCAACGUAACAAUCUACAUUAUUCGUUAAGCCCAAUGCUAACUUGGACUGACGGUCCACCCCCAACGUAAUAAUGUCUGGGCUAUAUCAGGGAUGCAUCAUUUCCGUCCUUGCUAAUUCAAUUUGGAGUAAUCACAUAAUUAUUAAACGUACCUCUUAUGUUUGUACUCAUUAUGUAGGUUAGUGUACAAACAGACUUUAUUUUUGUUACUUUUCUUCAAGGUGCAUCACCCCAGCACAAAUUUGCACCAAAACUGUAUAGGCGUAGGCAAUAUUACAGCUCGUAUUUCUAUAUGUUAGAUUUUGUAGAUUUGUCAUAUUUUUUUUUCGAUUGCCGGCCUUACGUUGAUUGCCCGUAGCUGUACUGCACUUUCUACUGUUAAUACUAAAGUGAAUGUAACGAAAUUAUUUUUUAUUAGGUUUAGUAAUUCGCCUUUCAUAAAUACAACAUUAUUGGCUGCA